Molecule: messenger RNA, 1701 nt
Organism: Zasmidium cellare ATCC 36951
Lineage: Eukaryota; Fungi; Ascomycota; Dothideomycetes; Mycosphaerellales; Mycosphaerellaceae
Exons: 6
Coding region: 1-1701 (566 amino acids)
Biological process (GO): amino acid transmembrane transport
Cellular component (GO): membrane
Molecular function (GO): amino acid transmembrane transporter activity
Source: RefSeq, a predicted model, not a curated record
AUGGCGGAAUACAUUGGCGAUGACAAGCCGACGUUCUUCGACACCAAGUAUGCUGUCGACAGCAAGUACCCAGAAGAUAAUUUACACCAGAUUAUCACCACCGCCGAUGGCGAGAUUGCUGAGAACACUGACCACCUCCACCGCCGUCUCAACAACCGUCAGAUCCAAUUGAUUGCCAUCGGUGGCAGUAUCGGCACUGCGCUCUUCGUUAGUAUCGGUUCGGCCCUCGCACACGGCGGUCCCGGCAGCCUCUUCAUCGCCUAUGCCGUCUACGCCUGCUUCCUCGCCCUCGUCUGCAACGGUACCGCCGAGCUCACCAUCCUAUACCCUCUAUCUGGAGGCUUCGUCCGACAUGCUGGUCACUUCGUCGACAAGGCAUGGGGAUUUAUGGCUGGUUGGAACUUCUUCUUAUACGAGGGACUGAUCAUUCCUUUCGAAAUCACCGCCCUGACCACCGUUCUUGGCUUCUGGUCUGACGACAUACCACCAUGGGCUAUUCCAAUUGCCUGCAUAGUGUUGUAUGGCCUGAUAAACAUCCUUGCUGUGCGAGCGUACGGAGAAGCCGAGUUUUGGCUCUCUGGCGGCAAGGUCAUCCUUAUCUUCAUUCUCUUUGCCUUCACGUUCAUCACGAUGGUUGGCGGAAAUCCGAAGCACGACGCAUAUGGGUUCCGCUAUUGGCGCAACCCAGGGGCUUUUGCUGAGCAUCGAUCAACGGGCUCUCUCGGACAGUUCGAGGGCUUCCUAGCAUGCCUCUGGUCGGCGUCAUUCUGUAUCGUUGGCCCAGAGUAUCUGUCAAUGGUUGCAGCCGAAGCCAAGCGACCUCGCGUCUAUAUCAAGGCAGCCUUCAAGACUAUCUACUGGCGAUUCCUCCUAUUCUUCGUUGGAGGUGCUCUCUGUGCUGGAAUUGUCGUCGCCUACAACGACCCAACCCUUGUCGGUAUCGUUUCCGGUGACCUCUCCGGUGGCGGCACUGCUGCUGCCUCGCCAUAUGUCAUUGCCAUGGAUAACCUCAGAAUCCACGGUCUCCAGCACCUCGUCAACGCCCUUCUCGUCACCUCUAUUUUCAGUGCCGGCAACACAUACACCUACUGCGCAUCUCGAUCGCUCUACAGUAUGGCUUUGGAAGGCCGUGCCCCACGUGUCCUCACCUACUGCAUCAAGAAGGGGCCAAUGGCCGGCGUGCCAAUCUUGUGCUUGGCUGUCACCAUGGUCUUCCCCUGCCUCUCGUUCCUCCAGGUCAGCAAUGGCUCCGCCAAGGUCCUGAACUGGCUCAUCAACCUCGUCACUGCCGGAGGUGUCAUCACCUACGUCGUGAUGUGCGUCAACUACAUCUUCUUCUACCGGGCAACUCAGGCACAGGGGUUGGACCGCAAGACCCUCCCAUACUGUGGCUGGUUCCAGCCAUAUUCUGCAUGGAUCGGGCUUGGGUGGAUGAUCAUGAUUCACCGAGAACUGUUCAUUUACUACGCCAUGCUGAUUGUUGCAUUUGUGACUUUCACGGGCUGGAAACUGUGGCACCGAACCAAGUUUGUCAACCCAGCUGAAGUCGACUUGACCUGGGAGCGUCCAACAAUCGAUGCCUACGAGGCUACCUUCGUGGACCCCCCGCUUGGCUUCUGGAGGGAGAUGUUGCAGCUGGUCGGCAUUGGAAGGAAGAAGUUUGGCAAGGACCGCAGGAGGUCCAGUGUCAUUGAAUCAUGA